Messenger RNA from Lontra canadensis (Northern American river otter), 1042 nucleotides. It is a transcript of the gene TP53RK, whose product is annotated as TP53 regulating kinase. The coding region runs from base 14 to 925 and encodes 303 amino acids. Gene Ontology annotation, molecular function: protein serine/threonine kinase activity; ATP binding. Lineage: Eukaryota; Metazoa; Chordata; Mammalia; Carnivora; Mustelidae. The record is from RefSeq and is a predicted model, not a curated record. Gene Ontology annotation, biological process: protein phosphorylation. The transcript is spliced from 2 exons. Gene Ontology annotation, cellular component: nucleus; EKC/KEOPS complex; cytosol.
GAGAUAGCCGAAGAUGUGGGAGGCGGGGCCAUUUCCACAGGCGGAAGUGCCGGCAUUGGAGUGGCCGAAGAGGUCCGAAGGCUUAGGGCGCGAACCGAACAUCGCCGGCAGUUUCCGGAGAGAGCCGACGGGCCCCGAGCGGCGGCGCCGGGGCUCCGUCAUGGCGGCCGCCGGGGCUGCUGCUGUUGCCGGGAAGAACGAGGACCCGGCGGCGGAGGCCGAGGCGCUAGCCGCAGCUCGGGAGCGGAGCAGCCGGUUCUUGAGCGGCCUGGAGCUGGUGAAGCAGGGCGCCGAGGCGCGCGUGUUCCGCGGCCACUUCCAAGGCCGCGCGGCCGUGGUGAAGCACCGCUUCCCUAAGGGCUACCGGCAUCCCGCGCUGGAGGCGCGGCUCGGCAGGCGGCGAACCGUGCAGGAGGCCCGCGCGCUGCUCCGCUGCCGCCGCGCAGGGAUAUGUGCUCCCGUUGUCUUUUUCGUAGACUAUGCAUCCAACUGCUUAUACAUGGAAGAAAUUGAAGGCUCAGUGACUGUUCGAGAUUAUAUUCAGUCUACUAUGGAGACUGAAAAAACUCCUCAAAGCCUCCUUGGCUUAGCCAGGACAGUCGGGCAGGUUUUGGCUCGAAUGCACGAUGAAGACCUCAUUCAUGGUGAUCUCACCACUUCCAACAUGCUCCUGAAACCCCCCGUGGAGCAGCUGAACAUCGUGCUUAUAGACUUUGGACUCAGUUUCGUUUCAGCACUUCCUGAAGAUAAGGGGGUUGAUCUCUACGUGCUAGAGAAAGCCUUCCUCAGUACCCAUCCCAAUACGGAGACUGUGUUUGAAGCCUUUCUGAAGAGCUACUCCACCUUCUCCAAAAAGUGCAGGCCGGUGCUAAAAAAAUUAGAUGAAGUGCGCCUGAGAGGAAGAAAGAGGUCCAUGGUCGGGUAGAAGAGCCUGCUUGACAAGUGUGGACACUUGGGCCAUUUAUGUCAAAGUGAACUUGAAGGAGUGCUCUGAGUAUGAGGUUAGACUUAAAUAAAGGUGUUGAGAUACUUUUAAGCUCUG